Molecule: messenger RNA, 1590 nt
Organism: Talaromyces rugulosus
Lineage: Eukaryota; Fungi; Ascomycota; Eurotiomycetes; Eurotiales; Trichocomaceae
Exons: 4
Coding region: 1-1590 (529 amino acids)
Biological process (GO): negative regulation of silent mating-type cassette heterochromatin formation; negative regulation of rDNA heterochromatin formation
Cellular component (GO): Rpd3L complex; cytosol
Source: RefSeq, a predicted model, not a curated record
AUGUCGACACAAGCUGCCCUGAUCGCCGAGACGAUCGUUGGCAUGAAAAAGGCGUUGCGUCGAGAAAACGAGUAUACACCACCCGACGAACCUAUCACCCAACCAACCAACCGGGGAAAUAAGCUGAAGGUGAAUGCGAAGCAUGUUCACGAGGGCGCGCUGGGCUUUUCAAACCCGCAUGAGCUCUACAAAGAGGCAAGUAAAGUCGACCAUGCCGGAUAUACUCGUUACAUCCUACGCCGAAAUCCUCCACGAUAUGACUCAGAAGGCGAGGAAAUAGACGAUGAAGAGACAGAUUCUGAAGCUGAUGCCACUGCGGCGGAGGCGAACCCUUUUUCAGAAAUUAUCCUCGAGGAAAUCCUAUGUCCGCUCAAGCAGGCCUCGGAACUCCCGGACCAUCCUACAAUGUCCCAGCCGUACAGAUCAAAGGCGCUUUCGACAAUGAUUGAAGCUGUGAAGGAAAAACUGCGAAAGGAGCGCGCUCUCCUGGCCAAUUCGCACAAUCUACAUCGACAAUUGCUAGGAGACUCUGUCUGGAUGCCAUGUGGAUAUGUGGAAAAUGAAGAAGACAAGUUCAUUUUUCAGCCACGCCCUGUCCAGACAGAAUGGAAUUCGAGCACCGAUAAGCACCAACAGGCAGACUGGGCACAACAAAACGGGAACAACCAAAUGUCACGGCGAGCUGAAGACGACUCCCCCGCGGAAAACGCACACACGAGUUCGACUACCGAAGAUGGAGCUACGCGAAACGUCGGUAGCGACAUUGAAAUGGCAGAAGCAUCUAAUCCUGAGAACCCACAGGGCCCAGAGGCCAAGGGAUUAAAGACAGAAGACGCCGAGCAGCCGGUUGGCGCUAUUUCAGAGCACAGCGAAAACGGGGAGGUUCGGUCAUGGGCUAAUGACUCGCAGUCGUAUGGAGAACACACAAAUUCUACUCGCACUGGUGACUUUGGUCCGAGAGAGAACGAGAAUAAUGACAACACAACCGCCAAAGAGCCUGCUCAAACUGGUGGAAGCGACGCGGAGGGCGACGUUGAUAUGACAAACGCCGACGAAGCCGAGGAUUCAAAGGGCAGCGAGGAACAAGCUUCAUCGCCCGAACCCCCGAGGCGAAUGACCACGCGCGCGCAGGCAAAUGCAAGCACGACAAACGAAAACGGCACUACCAGCGGAUCACGCUUUUCCUCGCCCGACACAAGCAGUAUGCAGGUCCCAUCUACUCAUGCGCUUUUUGUAGUUUCAAAAGAUAUUCGUCCAGACAAAGAUUUCGGACUUCCUCCCAACGAGGCAGAAGACACCAGACGCUUACUUUGGUCGUAUAUCCAAAAGCAAGAAGAAACCGUUCGCGGGUUCACCUACAUGCUCAACUCUCUUCUCCGAGCACAGCAACUCAAAGACGAUGUGUUUGAAUGGUGCAAGGCAGAAGGCCAUGUCGGCGAGCUCAGUGAUGGCGAAGAUUGGUAUGACCCGGAGAAAUGGGGUCUCGCCGAGGGAGAAGAUUUGAAAAAGGGGGCCGACGAAGAAGAUGCCGAUAAUGCUGUUGACGAAACACGGACAACUGCGAAGAGGGGACGAGGGAGACGCCAAUAA